Molecule: messenger RNA, 1674 nt
Organism: Harpia harpyja (harpy eagle)
Lineage: Eukaryota; Metazoa; Chordata; Aves; Accipitriformes; Accipitridae
Gene: MAP4K1
Product: mitogen-activated protein kinase kinase kinase kinase 1
Biological process (GO): protein phosphorylation
Molecular function (GO): ATP binding; MAP kinase kinase kinase kinase activity
Source: RefSeq, a predicted model, not a curated record
AUGCCUGGGUCCCCAGUGGGCUGUGCCUCAGUUUCCCCUUCCGCCGUGGUGCCUUGUGGGGGGCCGGGGGGAGGGACGGGACCCGCCACUUCCUGCCACUCGGCCUUGCAUGGGGGUGCCGAGGGGGAGGGGGCUGCCACCAUGGACCCCCAUCACCUCCACAUCUCCACCCAGGACCCCCAGGAAGAUUUUGAGGUCCUGCAGCGCCUGGGCAGCGGCACCUACGGGGAGGUCUAUAAGGCCCGCAGCAAAGGCACGGGUGAGCUGGCCGCCAUCAAGGUUGUCAAGAUGGAGGCAGACGAUGACUGUGCCACGCUGCAGCAGGAGAUCCUGAUGGUCCGCUCCUGCCAGCACCCCAACAUCAUCGCCUACUUUGGCAGCUACAGCUGGUGCAACAAGCUGUGGAUCUGCAUGGAGCUGUGUGGGGGGGCUCUGCAGGACAUCUACCACGUGACAGGACCCCUCUCGGAGCCACAGAUCGCUUAUGUCUGCAGGGAGACCCUGGAGGGGCUCUCCUACCUGCACUCCCAGGGCAAGAUCCACCGGGACAUCAAGGGAGCCAAUAUCCUCAUCAAUGACAGUGGGGAGGUGAAGCUAGCCGACUUUGGGAUUGCGGCGCAGAUCACUGCGACCUUCGCCAGACGGAUGUCCUUCAUCGGCACCCCAUACUGGAUGGCCCCCGAGGUGGCGGCGGUGGAGCUGAAGGGGGGGUACAACGAGCUCUGCGACAUCUGGUCGGUGGGCAUCACCGCCGUGGAGCUGGCUGAGCUGCAGCCCCCCAUGUUCGAUGUGCACCCCCUGCGGGUGCUGUUCCUGAUGUCCAAGAGCGGGUACCAUCCCCCCAAGCUGAAGGACAAGGCCAAGUGGAACGAGCAGACAGGGUGUCACUACCUGUGCGGGGCACUGGACGCCAGCGUGGUGCUGCUGCAGUGGUACCAGCCCCUGCAGAAGUUCAUGAUGGUCAAGCACUUUGACUUCCCGCUGCCGUCGCCGCUGCGGGUGUUCGAGCUGCUGGUGACCCCCGGGGAGGAGUUCCCCAGCGUCUGCAUCGGGGUCAGCCCCGGCCCCUCGCCUGCCCACCCUGUCCUCUUCCACACCAUCAACCUCAACUCCCUCACCUCCUGGUUCGCCCACACUGGCUCCGAGCCCUCCUGCCCCGGCCCCGUGCAGGUGACGCAGCUGGACAGCGAGACCGUGCUGGUCCUGCUGGACCGGAGUGUGAAGCUGGUGACACUGCAGGGAGCCCCUGCCCAGGGGCUGGCGGCCCCCGACAUCCCCUUUGAUGUGGCCGUGGAGGCCGUGGCACUGGUCCGCGGCUGUGUCCAGGCCUUCUGGCGCCACGGGAUGCAGGUGUGGCAGGUGGGCUCUGCACAGCUGAUCGAGGAGCUGCGGGACCAGCGCUGGACCUUCCGCCUGCUCAGCUCCCACAGCACCCUGGUCCUGGAGACGCGCCCCGCCGAUGAGGCUAAUGCUUACAGCAACCUCUACAUCCAGGCGUGACCCCCCCGGAACAGGGGGGGACCCCCACGGGGCUGGGGGGGGGGGCAGGGAGGCUGAGCUGGGCCCCGCCCAGCCAGAUCAGCACCCAUGGGUGGGCUGUGCCCCCUCCCCCCCAGCAUCUCCCUCCUUUUGCUGACAUUUGUAAUUAGUUGCACCCCAAAAAAAACCCUGAAG